UGUUGCUUUUGUCUCCGGUCAUCUCCUCACUCUGUUUCUUCUUUCCUUUCUUUCUUUCCUCACCGGCCGGAAAAUCUCAUCUUUUUUCCGGCGAGGGCAGAACUCAUAGUCUGUACACCUCAAUAUCCAUAUUUAUCCCCGGAAAUGUCUGUAAUUCCAUCCAAGUCCCUAUCACUGUCCCUCAAACCCUCCCGGUUCAACCCCAGACCUAAAAUUCUCCUCACCGCCCUGAAAAACAGACCUUUCUGCUCUCGAAACUUCCGAGGCGGCGCGUUGGUGGCGGUUGCAUGUUCUACUUCCUCGCCGCUGUUUGGGAGAAGAGAAGGGAAUUUAUCUUUGCUGUUGUUCGGAGAAAGCCGUAGAAUUGUAGCGGUGGGAGUCGAAAAGAAGGCUGAUGUUUCCCAAGUUUUGUCGGCAUUGCUUCCCUUUGUUGUCGCGCUCACUUCCAUUGCCGCCCUUUCUCAGCCCGCCACUUUUUCUUGGGUGUCAAAGGAAUUGUAUGCUCCUGCACUUGGGGGAAUCAUGUUGUCUAUUGGAAUCAGGCUUUCCAUUGAUGAUUUUGCUCUAGCGUUUAAAAGACCUGUGGCAUUAUCUAUUGGAUUCAUUGCACAAUAUAUUGUAAAGCCCGUGCUUGGUGUGCUGGUGGCACGGGCGUUUGGGAUGCCUAAAAUGUUCUACGCUGGUUUUGUUCUCACGUCUUGUGUUGCCGGGGCUCAGUUAUCGAGCUAUGCGAGUUUCUUGAGCAAAAGCGAUGUGGCCUUCAGUAUACUGUUGACGAGCUCGACUACCAUUGCGUCGGUUCUCAUCACUCCAUUGCUAACGGGCCUUCUCAUUGGCUCCGUUGUUCCCAUCGAUGCGGUUGCCAUGUCAAAGUCGAUAUUGCAGGUUGUUCUUGUGCCCGUUACUCUGGGAUUAGCCCUGAACACCUAUGCAAAACCGGUUGUCUCGGUUAUCCAACCUGUAAUGCCAGUCGUGGCGAUGGUGUGCACGUCGAUGUGCAUUGGCAGCCCUCUCGCCAUAAACCGGGCUCAAAUUCUUUCCACUGAAGGCGCGAAAUUGCUCGGUCCUGUUUUGGCUUUUCAUGCAGCGGCAUUCACCUUAGGUUAUUGGAUUCCCAAAUUUCCCAUUUUUAGGUUUGAUGAAGGAACGUGCAGGACAAUCGCGUUAUGCACGGGGAUGCAGAGCUCAACAUUGGCGGGGCUGCUCGCUACUCAGUUCCUCGGGAGCACUCAAGCCGUUCCCUCAGCAUGCUCGGUCGUUGUGAUGGCUAUUAUGGGCCUCUGUCUAGCCGCUUUCUGGGGAAGUGGAUAUCGUAUCAGAGACUUGCCCUCUCUGCUAAAUCGACACAAGCCCGGCCCCUUCGUCUUUCUGAACAGAUCAAUGACUAGUAAGCAGCAUAACUUGUAGAGAAGAAUAGCUUAGAAGAUGAACAUGUUGGACAGCAAUGACUAGUGUUUAGCCUGCAGAAGGUUGGUAAUGGUGGCUGAUCUGUGCAUAUUUUGUCUUAGCCUGAGGUGUAAUUUUGUUGUAUAAAUCAUGUAUGGCAGUAUGAGUUUAGAAAUCUGAUGUAUAUGGCUUUGAAUGCAACUUCUUUUUGUUUUUGGAUGACGAGGAAAAUCCGUAGUAUCUUUUUGAGGGUGUGCAUUGUGUAAUUCUGUUUCAGUUGUGUACGACUCAAACUAAAGCCAAUAGGUUGUUCUCACUGAAUGUCAAACUUGAAAUUUUGUAGUUCUGUUAA
Molecule: messenger RNA, 1738 nt
Organism: Ipomoea triloba (trilobed morning glory)
Lineage: Eukaryota; Viridiplantae; Streptophyta; Magnoliopsida; Solanales; Convolvulaceae
Product: probable sodium/metabolite cotransporter BASS3, chloroplastic
Exons: 4
Coding region: 145-1407 (420 amino acids)
Cellular component (GO): membrane
Source: RefSeq, a predicted model, not a curated record